AUGUCAGAUCAAGACGCCGUCGAGUUCAAACUAUACCGAUACGACCCAUCAGCAGGCGCAGCAGCAGUCUUUUGUGUUCUCUUUCUCGUUGCCUCUACAAUCCAUACAUACCAACUUGUGCGAACUCGGACAUGGUUCUUUAUACCAUUUGUGCUCGGUGGUUUCUUUGAGGUUUUUGGGUAUAUGGGACGAAUAGAAUCAGCAAACCAAACUCCGAACUGGACAACAGGCCCAUAUAUCCAACAGACCCUUUUGCUUUUGAUUGCUCCUACUUUGUUCGCGGCGAGUGUGUAUAUGGAGCUUGGACGGAUCAUAAUCUUGACAAACGGUGAAGAGCAUUCUUUGGUCCCGCGGAAGUGGUUGACGAAGAUCUUCCUCAUUGGGGAUAUCACCUCUUUCUUUAUGCAAGGUGCUGGGGGUGGUAUAAUGGCAAGCGGAAACAUACAGUCUCUCCACACAGGGGAAAAAAUCAUUAUCGGAGGCUUAGUAGUGCAGUUACUUUUCUUCGCUCUCUUUAUCUUCACCACCCUCAAGUUUCAUUUCGGCCUGAAGAACAACCCGAACCGCAAAGUGCUCACACAACGCCCUCCUUGGGAGAGACAUAUUCAGGCUCUCUACGGCGGAAGCUUGCUCAUCCUAAUUCGCUCGAUCUUUCGUCUCAUCGAGUAUGCGCAAGGAAACGCCGGCUACCUGGUGUCACACGAAGCGUAUAUGUAUAUUUUCGAUGGUUCGCUGAUGUUCCUAACUAUGGUGGUUUUCCUGUUUAUACACCCGAGUGAAGUCAACGCUUUACUCAACCCGGCAGCUGCUGGAAAGGCAGUCAGGCGUGUGUUUUCUGUCUAUGCCCUUGACCAAUUCCGCCCAAACUGA
This is a messenger RNA of Talaromyces atroroseus, 870 nucleotides long. RefSeq lists its product as hypothetical. The coding region runs from base 1 to 870 and encodes 289 amino acids. NCBI's taxonomy places the organism in Eukaryota, Fungi, Ascomycota, Eurotiomycetes, Eurotiales, Trichocomaceae. Gene Ontology annotation, cellular component: membrane. The transcript has 4 exons. The record is from RefSeq and is a predicted model, not a curated record.